Messenger RNA from Paramecium tetraurelia, 1215 nucleotides. RefSeq lists its product as uncharacterized. The transcript is spliced from 2 exons. NCBI's taxonomy places the organism in Eukaryota, Ciliophora, Oligohymenophorea, Peniculida, Parameciidae. Gene Ontology annotation, molecular function: protein binding. The record is from RefSeq and is a predicted model, not a curated record.
AUGACUAAAUAUUAUCUGCAAUCAAAUGAUAGUUAUUAAUUAAUUUUAUUUAAACUCGGAAUGGAAAUUUGCUCAUCCAAACUCAAUUGGCUUAUUCACAUUAAGAAAUUAUUUCAGAAAAAUAGCAUCAUGAACAUAUCCGAUCUCAUUAAUUAAUUAAAAGAUGAAACAAUCAUAGAUUGCCCCAAUCCAUAGGAUGAAUUGUUCUCUUUGGAUGAAGUUAUCGAAGAAGUUUAUAAGUUCAAUAAAAAACGAUUAACUUAUGACGAUUUCUUUUAAAUAAUUGGUAAUCUACAUUAAUAGGAUCAUUAAUUAUCCACUUGUGUGAACUCCUUGGCUGAUUCUAUUAACGAUUUGACUUUGAGUGACACUAAGGUCAAAUAGGAAAUCAGAGUAUCUUAUAAUGAUCCAACUAAACUUAUCAAAACAUAAUAAAGCUAUAAGGUUACAAGACUAUCCAAAAGUCCUCGCAUGAAAAUAGAGAAUUUGCAAGAAGCCCAGAAGAGAUUACUAGCUAAAAUCACCGACAUUGAAAAUGAAAUAGAACAUCAGAAAUAAUAGCAUCAAUUAAAGAAACCUCACUAAUUAUUAAUUAAGGAAUUGACCAAGCAGCUCACAUCAAAUUCAGAUGAAAUUGUUCUAAAUGGUGUACAUAAUUUUACUCUCUAAGACUUUUAUCUUGUCCUCCAUAAUGUCAAUAAAGCAAUAUUCAAUAUUUCGAUACUCACUUUCUAAGAGAGAUGCUAAGAAAUAAGAGAAGUCUCGAUGAUAUUUAAAAAUUUACAAGCAUUGAGCAUAAACAACCUCCAAAUAAAAGAACUCAAAUUGGAAGAACUCAUAGAGUUAAAAGUGCUAUCUGUUGCUGGAAAUCAAUUGAAAAAUCUAGAGGGUUUGCCUCCUAAUUUAAUAGAACUUUAUGCCUAAAAUAAUCUAAUUUCAUCACUUUCAAGCACAAAAUCACUCAAAAUCUUUAACAUAAGUGCAAAUCAGCUUAGUCAAUUGAAUCAAUUAACUCACAUCAAUAAAUCCUUAGAAUUCAUUAAUUGUAAUCAUAAUAUUUGUGCAAACUCCAAAGAUUAUAAGAGACUGUUAUUCAAAAUCUUUCCGAAUUUAAAAGGAGUUGACAAAGAAGAUCUAUUAUAACAUUCUAUUAUACAAUAAACUGGUUUUCAUUACAAAAAAGAGAUGAUGGAUUUUUCCUUCAGUUAAUUCUGA